Hippocampus zosterae (dwarf seahorse) is the source of this 5182-nucleotide messenger RNA. Its product is annotated as mitogen-activated protein kinase kinase kinase 7-like. The record is from RefSeq and is a predicted model, not a curated record. The transcript has 14 exons. Lineage: Eukaryota; Metazoa; Chordata; Actinopteri; Syngnathiformes; Syngnathidae. Gene Ontology annotation, biological process: positive regulation of canonical NF-kappaB signal transduction; protein phosphorylation; JNK cascade. Bases 139 to 1650 code for a protein of 503 amino acids. Gene Ontology annotation, molecular function: MAP kinase kinase kinase activity; ATP binding; magnesium ion binding.
ACCGAACAGGAAGAAAAGUUAGUCGCUUCUGAUGUUUCUUCCUGCUGUCGCUGAAACGCCAAAGACAGUACGGUUUACAAAUAAGCUUUACUUUUGGACACCGUCGAUAUUUGCUGGAGUGUUGUCUGCUUUCCGACCAUGGUGGAGCCUCCAGCUGGUAACCAGUUUGAAGACAUCCAGUAUGAAGACAUCCAAGUUGAAGCGGCUGUUGGCAGGGGUACCUUUGGCGUUGUCUUCAAAGCGGUAUGGAAAGGGAAGGAUGUGGCAAUCAAGACCAUUGAGAGCGACAGUGAAAGAAAAGCUUUCCUUGUUGAGCUUCGCCAGCUCUCAAGAGUGAAUCACCCAAACAUUGUUAAACUAUAUGGUUCAUGUGACAAUCCUGUCUGUUUGGUGAUGGAAUAUGCUGAAUGUGGCUCUCUAUAUAACCUCUUGCACAGCGCUGAGCCGCAGGCCUCCUAUACAGCCUCCCAUGCUAUGAGCUGGUGUCUGCAGUGUGCCCAGGGGGUUGCUUAUCUGCAUGCCAUGAAACCAAAGGCAUUAAUUCACAGAGAUCUCAAACCACCAAAUUUACUCCUGGUGUCUCAUGGUACUGUCCUGAAGAUUUGCGACUUUGGAACAGCUUGUGACAUCCAAACUUACAUGACCAACAAUAAAGGCAGUGCAGCUUGGAUGGCACCAGAGGUGUUUGAAGGUAGUAACUACAGUGAAAAGUGUGAUGUGUUCAGUUGGGGCAUUAUCCUGUGGGAAGUCCUAACACGGAAAAAACCCUUUGAUGAGAUUGGCGGUUCAGCAUUUUGUAUCAUGUGGGCCGUCCACAGAGGUACAAGACCUCCUUUGAUUAAAGACCUCCCAGUGCCCAUUGAAACGCUGAUGACCCACUGCUGGGACAAAGAGCCAAACCAGAGACCAUCUAUGGAGCAGAUCAAAAACACCAUGAGCAAUCUCAUGAAGUACUUUCCAGGGUCUGAUGAGCCUCUCAGGCUCCCCCAUCAAUCAUCAACCAAUAGAAGUGGCUCGUCCUCUGCCACAAGUACAGGCCCAGACUAUACGAUCAGAAGUAACAAGAGUGAGGAAAACCCAGACGAACGAAACCCAUUUGGCCGAGACGAAACCCUGAAAGGUUUUGAGGCCAGGUUUCCACUCCAGUUCAAACAGUCAAAAACUGCGACAUUGCGAACUGGUCUGUCCAGGGUGUCCGGUGCGGGCAGUCAACCACGACGCUCCCAAAGCCCAACUUCCUGCUCCAGCCCAGUAUUUACGACCGGUCACUCGGAAUUGAGGAUGACGAUUAGCCCCCAAGCAAUGAAUGGUUUAGACGGCUCCAUUCCCAUGGCCUACCUAAAACUGGAUCAUCAGUUACAGCCCUUGACUCCGUGUCCUCACUCCAAAGAGUCAAUGGCUGUGUUUGAGCAGCAUAUCAAGAUGGCUCAGGAAUACAUUCGGGUUCAGUCAGAGAUUGCUGAACUUGUUCGGAGAAAGCAGGAGUUGUUUUCAGAGUUGGAGGAGGGCCAGAGAGAGCACCAGACCUCAUCUCGAGUCAUGCAGGAGCACAGCAAGCUGCUGGAGGACAACAGCAGCCUUUCCGCCUACUGUCAGGGCCUCAGAAAUCAACUGAGUGUGAUAAAGAGCCAAGAUCAACAACAGAGCUAAAGCCACACAGCACGGAUGUACCAGACCCAUUGUAAAUUCAUUCUCUGGUCUCGUGUGAAAUUACUCCAUGAACUGGCCUGGAUUUGGGGACGCGUUGGCCCUGAGAAAAACAGGCAUGCCUCUCAUCAUUGAUAGUGUCUUAGUUUUCACAGCUGACCGUGGGAUCGAUUCUCUCUCAAUAACCGUGUAAUAGUGAGCGUGAAUGAUUGACUGGCAAUCACUUCAGAGUGUCAGCUGGGACAGCCGCCAGCUCCCUGAAACGCUGAACAGGAUGAGCAGUAGCAAGUGGAUCGAACUAAAUGAAGACACCUCAAGAGGAAACCAAUCAAUCCGAUAUUUGACCUCACCCAAAACCCUAAACUAUUUGGGUACAUGUACCAUUUCAAUCUUCAAGUCCUCUCAGACCGUAUUUUUUCACCCACAUCAAAAUGUAGCCACUUGCGGUGUGACGCUGGCCGUAUGUCACAUAGUUCUGGCAUGGUACAGUUAUGGUUGUGGACAUACACUCUACUUGUAACCCUAGUAAUAUAAAAGCCCCGAAGUUGACGUUUGUCGGAAUGAACAGAGACGCAGCUGAUGGUGAAAAGUGUCCGUCUCGAAUUUGUUAGAGGUUAAAUAAUUGAAUACCUUCAGAAGAGUUGUGGGAGAUGGGUGCUAUCAUCAUUGAUGUAGUGGAGAUGGUUUCCCUCACCCCUCUUUCAAACCAUCUGUCAACAAGGGACAAUUUUUUUCUGAUGACAUACGAUACUUUUAAGCGUGCUAAUUUUAACCCCCUUCUCGAAAAUGGGGUUAAGACUGAAACGUAACCUUUACCAAAUAACUUGCUAAGUGCAUCAGUGACCUGCCUCACAGCCAGAUUUGAAAAAUAACAUUCAACAAGUCAAGUCAAGUCAACAGUAUUUAUAGAGCACUUUCAAACAGCCAUCGCUGCAUACAAAGUGCUGUACAUGGAGCAAUUUAACAUACACAAUAAACAGUAAGACAAAUCGGUAAUAAAGGCGGUAGAAAGCACCAAACAGUAAAACCAAGAACAAAUCUAAGUCAUGCUGAGUAUAAUGCCAAAGAAUACAAGUGAGUUUUGAGGAGGGCUUUGAAGAUGGGCAGCGAGGAGGCUUGCCGAAUGUUCAGUGGGAGGUCAUUCCAGAGAGAAGGACCAGCAACAGAAAAGGCUCGAUCCCCUCUGAACCUCAGUUUAGUUCUUGGUACUUCUAAUAAUGUCUGGUCCACAGAACUGAGGCGCCGGGCAGGUGUGUAGGGGCGGAUGAGCUCAGAAAGGUAAGGUGGCGCGAAAUUAUCCUCAGAAUGAGGGUAAUUCAAGCGUGGGGGUUUUUUUCUCCCCCUCUCCCUCCCUUGUGGUUUCUUUCUGACUUUCGGGUUGAGUGAACGCUGGCGCGUUUUGGCUGCCGCUGCUCAACCCGUCUCGUAUUGUUUUGUGUUUUUUGCUAUUGUAAAGUGUCCUUGGGUGUCUUGAAAGGCGCUUAUAAAUAAAAUUUAUUAUUAUUAUAUUAUUAUUCAGAGAUUUGAAAACAAUCUUGAAAAUAACUCUAAAAUGAAUGGGGAGAAAGUGAAGGGAUGCCAGAGUAGGAGUUAUGUGCUCCCUCUUACAAGUACCAGUCAAUCAGCAGCAUUCUGGACCAGCUAAAGGCGCUUAAUGGAGGACUGGCUGACUCCAAAGUAAAGGGCAUUGCAGUAAUCGAGCCGGGAUGUGACAAAGGCAUGAAUUACUGUCUCAAAUUGUUCUUGUGAGAGGAGAGGUUUUAUUUUGGCCAGCUGUCUAAGGUGAAAGAAGGUGGAUUUAACAACGGCACCAAUUUGCCGAUCGAGUUUGAAAUCACUGUCCAGGUUAAGGCCCAAGUUUGAGACUGUUGACUUAAAGAGAGGGGCCCAAGUCUACAGGAUGGAAUAUAGAAGGGCCACUGGGACCAAACAAUAUCACCUCUGUCUUCUUUUCAUUGAAUUUCAAGAAAUUUUGUGCCAUCCAGGUUUUGAUUUCUUCCAGACAGGAUAGGAGUGGCCUUAAUGAGAAGGCGUCUUUCUUGCUCGGUGGGACAUAGAUCUGGCAGUCAACUGCAUAGUGGAAGGGAAUACCAUGUUUCCUUAAGAUGGAACCCAUUGGGAGCAGAUACAGCGAGACCAGCAGAGGUCCCAGAAUUGAGCUCUGUGGAACACCACAUGACAGGGGACCAGUGCGUGACUCAGAGCAGCCAAGGCUGACACAAAAGGUUCUGUCAGAUAGAUAAGACAUAUACCACUCAAGAGAACUGCCGCCAAUGCCCACCAAGUGCUGCAAACGAGUCAGCAGAAUACUGUGAUCUACUGUAUCAAAUGCUACAGUUAAGUCCAAUAAAACUAGACACACGUGGUCACCAGAGUCAAUUGCCAGGAGGAUGUAAUUAGAAACGCAUAACAGGGCUGACUCAGUGCUAUGCAUCAUUUUGAAACCGAACUGGAAGACCUCCAAGAUGUUAUGUUCAUCCAAGAAAAGUUUCAACUGCAUGUGCACCACUUUUUCCAGAAUUUUGGAUAUGAAAGGCAGUUUGGAAAUGGGCCUCAAACUUGACAACACAUCUGGAUCAAGACCAGGUUUCUUGAUCAAGGCUUGGACCACAGCAUGUGUAAACAUUGUUGAAAACAAAUAAAAUUUAUUAUUAUUAUUAUUAUUAUUAUAUCAUUUUUUUCUUUGGGUUUAACCUUUCAUGCCUUGGCUUCCACCGUUUGUUUGUUUUUAUGUCUUACACAUUUUAAUUCAUAUUAAUUAUUGCAAAUGUUCUGUCCCCAUUUGGGGGGUUGUAUUGACCAACCACAACAUUCUGACCAUUUUGGACAGUCAAAUGACGAUUGUCCAAAACAUCCGAGUUCAGUUUUGACUUUGUCAUAAAACGUGAGCAGGGUGGACUUAACAAAAUGUAUAAUGAAACCCUGAGAAACCUAAAUCCAAAACAACCAAAGCCCACAAAACAAGAACCCAAAGUCACAAACAAAAACCCAUGGCAGAAGCAAAACAAGGUGAAAGCAAUACAAACAAAAACAAUGACCCAACACUGAGUGGACGGGCAGGGAGUCCUUUUAGCAGAAAACUACUAAUGACUUAAAGACCAACAGGUGUGCUGCUGUAGGAGGAGCCCUACAGUGCCACCUGUUGGUCACAAACAUCCACCAUGACAGACUUUCGGACAAGAACAAGAACAAACAUGUUUGUUACUGGGUUUGGAGUUUGUAUUGAUGUACUGCAUUAUUUUGAGAACUGUUUGUACUAUUUUGGCUGCAUCAAAAUAUGACACCAUAUUUACUUCUGAAUUUUACUCAAUUGUACAAGUGCUCAUAAUGUUGCACUUGGUCAGUGUUUCAGUUGUUUCGGAAUGGUUGUUAAAAUCUGGGCAAAACGGUGCCUUAUGCCUUAAUUUUAUUGUCACUUUUAUUUUCCAUUUUUCUCCUAUUUUAAAACUAUGUUUUUAUGCCUAAGAAAAAGAGAAAAAAGUCAUGUUUAUGCAGUUGUGAUUCUAUCUGUACAUAAAGAGAUACCAAAAUGCAA